CAAAUUACAAUGUCCUAUAUCUUCUCCCUUUUUCUCUAGCAAACCAACUCAAACAUAAAAAGAAAGCAUUAUUUAUUACUCCAUCAUAUUAAUACCAUGUCAACCAACAUUAAACUUACUAUUUACUACUAUUAAUUUAAAACCAUAACAGAAAUCAACCAAAUCCAAUACAAUAGUAUAGACUACUAAUAGUUCUAAAUUUUCUUCAUCAACACCAAAAACGAACCUCCAACAAACCCUCUAUCUCUUUCCUCUGUUAGUCAUUGUUCCUUCUUCUCCACUUGAUGAUCCCCAACACCAAACCAUAAACCAAACAAGGAAUAACCCAUUUCAACCAACCUCUAAUUUUCUCUCUCCUCCCUAAAAAUAGCUCCUAAAAAUGGUGGAUUUCAACAUACCCACCAAAGGAAGGAAAGGUUUUUAUGUGAGAAUGAGAUUAUUAAACACAAAUAAUAGACAUGGCAAAAGAAACUCUCCUCAUUAUUAUUAUUUCUAUCGUUGUUUCAAAUGGUUUGUUUGGUUUUUCAUCUCUUUUUACUUGUUCAUCUCUUUCCCUCCUUUCAUUAACUCUGACCAUUCUCCUAAUUCCUCCAUCAAAUCCCGCCUCCUCGUCGAACAAACCACCCCUUCUUCCUCCUCCUCCUCCUCUUCAGAUUCGUUUGAAGGAUUGAAGAUAUAUGUGUACGAUUUACCAGCAAAAUACAACAAAGAUUGGCUAAUUAACAAGAGAUGCAAGAGUCAUUUAUUCGCAUCUGAAGUCGCUAUUCACAAAGCUUUAUUAGAAAGUGAUGUGCGCACAUUUGACCCAAAUGAAGCUGAUUUCUUCUUUGUUCCAGUUUAUGUUUCCUGUAAUUUUAGCACAAUUAAUGGCUUCCCUGCUAUUGGCCAUGCUCGUACUCUCAUUCCUUCCGCCAUUAAUCUCAUCUCCUCCAACUUCCCCUUUUGGAAUCGCAGCCGUGGCUCCGACCACAUCUUCGUCGCUUCCCAUGACUUUGGCGCUUGCUUCCAUACCAUGGAAAAUGUAGCAAUUGAAGAUGGAAUAAUGGAAAAUUUAAGAGGAUCAAUAAUAUUGCAAACAUUUGGGGUGAAAUACAAGCACCCAUGUCAAGAGGUUGAGAAUGUGGUAAUUCCGCCGUAUAUAUCGCCGGAAAGUGUACGAUUAACGUCGAAAAAGUGGCCAAUGGAGGGUAAUCGUGACAUUUUUGCGUUCUUCAGGGGUAAAAUGGAAGUCAAUCCGAAGAAUGUCAGCGGUCGCUUUUACAGCAAGGCUGUGAGGACCCACAUAUGGAGGAAGUAUAACAAUGACCGGAAGUUUUACCUUAAGAGGCAUAGGUUUGCCGGUUACCAGUCAGAAAUAGCACGUUCAACAUUUUGUCUAUGCCCAUUAGGGUGGGCCCCAUGGAGCCCACGCCUUGUCGAAUCGGUUGCACUUGGAUGCGUACCAGUGAUUAUAGCGGAUGGGAUCCGCUUACCCUUCGACGACGUCGUCCCGUGGCGGAACAUUUCCCUCACGGUGGCGGAAAACGACGUCGGAAAGCUAGGUUCUAUCCUAGAGCACGUGACUAGGACAAAUCUCUCGGUCAUACAAAAAAACUUGUGGGACCCAUCUGUCAGGAGUUCUCUCCUUUUCAACGAUCGGAUCGAAAAAGGGGAUGCCACGUGGCAGGUAAUUCGGGCCCUAGUUGGGAAACUCCACCUGGCCCACCGUAGGAGGAGGGUUUCAGACCAAUGAGGGUAUUCCACGUGAGCUUCAGUUAUUGGUGGGGUCAAAUGUCUGAAAAGUUGCCAGCUUGUAUUGGCCUUUAGUAUAUGCAUAUGCAUGAGGGAAAUAAAAGAGAACUUUAUAAUGGAGGCCAGUUGGAGUUUUUUUCUUGGAGUUGUCGCAUUGUCACGGAGCUGGAUAUUUCUACUAUUUUCUGACAAACCACAGAUAAGAUUGGAGAACCCAUAUUAUUUUUUUUGAGGACGUGGCGCUAUUUGGUUGGUUGUAAAGGACGGUACAUGUGAUGAGAGAGAGAAUGUGUUAGUGUUGCUAAUAUUCAUUGAUUUUUUAUUUUAUUUUUUAUAGUUUAUAGUACUAUACACAGAGAGAUUAUUGAAUGUAAAUGAGAAUAGGUCAUGUCAUGCCAUGAGAGACCCUGUAAGAUAAAGGGUGUAUACAUUGUACAGUUGAGAAUUGAAAGGAGGUUAUAAAUAAUGAAAGAAAUUAUUCAUAUA
Beta vulgaris subsp. vulgaris (sugar beet) is the source of this 2217-nucleotide messenger RNA. RefSeq names its product probable glucuronoxylan glucuronosyltransferase IRX7. Lineage: Eukaryota; Viridiplantae; Streptophyta; Magnoliopsida; Caryophyllales; Amaranthaceae. The coding region runs from base 380 to 1732 and encodes 450 amino acids. The transcript is spliced from 4 exons. The record is from RefSeq and is a predicted model, not a curated record. Gene Ontology annotation, molecular function: glycosyltransferase activity.